Molecule: messenger RNA, 9430 nt
Organism: Ochotona curzoniae (black-lipped pika)
Lineage: Eukaryota; Metazoa; Chordata; Mammalia; Lagomorpha; Ochotonidae
Gene: BCL6
Product: BCL6 transcription repressor
Exons: 10
Coding region: 6255-8375 (706 amino acids)
Biological process (GO): regulation of cytokine production; regulation of immune system process; negative regulation of transcription by RNA polymerase II
Molecular function (GO): protein binding
Source: RefSeq, a predicted model, not a curated record
UACUAGUAAUUUAAGAUUGGGAAGAGGUGGUGCGGCAGCGCCACCCCUCGGCGGGUACAACUAUUAGCAAAAGUUAAAAUAGCUGAAAAAAAAUUGUGAAAUGACCUUUUGGGGCACUGUUAAGUUUUCAGACAGAUUUUCAAAAGUGUAGGGAAGCGACAACUUUUUUUUUUUUAAGGCGCUUUGCCGUGAUCGCGCAAUUGAGGUCGAAAAAAGUUGCUUUCCAGCCGGAGAGGUCUGCUUGUCACUACUUGAUGGGGUGGGAGGUGUACAUAGGCUUGGAUUAGGCGAGAUCUCCUGGCGAGGAGAUGGUCCGUCUCCCCCUUGGACCUGACCUCUGGUCACUUGAAUGAUGCCGCCUAACUGACGUUCAGAUGGGGAGAAAUGUCUGGAUUGGAAAGCCAGCCCUAGUGUUGGAGGUAGAGAACCGGCAGCGUCUGCAGGGUCAGGUGGGCAGCUGGCGAGGGGGUCGACCUGGCUGUUGGUCGUCCCUCGGGGAGUCAGGGCCGUGGGGCGAGUGCGGCUUUCCAGCGCUGCGCAACAAGUGGGACGCGGCCACGCAGUCGCGCGGCGGCUUCUGGCAAAGCCGGCCUGUUUCUCUUCGCCCCGGUGGAAGCCAGGAACGUCUCCUCCCAACCUCCCCGCCUCCCAGGCCAAAAGACCUCGGUCCCCCCACUCAGCCUUCCUGCUCUGCGGCUCGGGCGGUCGGCCCGGGGUUCGCAAGGGUCCAGGGCCCCCUUCUCUCGGUGGGGAGCUGGAGUUUAUACCCGGUUUUCUUUUCUGGCCAGCCGGCGUUUUUGCAAAGAGUCAAGGCGCAGACCGUCGAGGGCCUGUCCUGCCUUUGCUUUUUCUUUUCUUUCUUUCUUUUUUUUUUUUUUUUUUUUUUUUGUGGAAGACAAGUGCACCCUUUCCUUGCCUACCCAGCGCAUUCUGCUCUUCGGAAAGCAAGUCAACGCACAACUCGCGGAGGCAGUUCCAGAUACCGCGAUGCGGUGGCUAGAGGCGUAAGCAUCGGGAAGAACGGAAUUCCAGCCACUAAAUUAAGUGUUUUCCCAGUCUGGGUUUUGGAGGCAACCACACCCCCACUUUCAACAGACAAGGAGAAAAAAAAAAAAGUGUGUGUGUUGGUGGCGGGGCACCGUGUCCGCGUGGUGCUUCUCCCACGGACGGCGCCCGCCACCUAGUGGCCGUCUGGCCGAAGGGUCGCAGUCCAGCCCUGGGCACCGACCCUUUCACCUCUGGGCUCUCUGGUAGCCUCGCGAAGUGCUAGAUCAGACCGAGGGAAGGCACCCCGUGCCCCAGAGGGGAUGGCAUUUGAUUCCCCAAAGCUCUGCCCGGCCAGAUGCAAACGACUAACCCAUUGCGACGUUCUUCGGUCAGUGGCAGGCAUCUGCCUCCACUGGAAAAAAAAAAAAAACAAACUUAAAAUAACCCGCUUGGAGCGCACCGGCUGUCCGCUGCUGCCGUCCCUCCCGGGGCAAUGGGGAGUAGAAGGAUGUCCCGUUCGAGAAUUCAGGGUCUUUAGGACUUUAGCUACCUCUCCCCCAUUUUUGUAAACUACUGCCCCCCCACUCCCGUCACAGUUGAACUAAUAGGCCCGGACAAGGGGGCCUGUGGGUGAGUGGUCAAUGAGUGAGUGAACCUAGGCCAACUUUAAACUUCUGAGUUCGAGGCUAGUGACUUAAAAGUCAAAGGCAAGUUUAUUUCAACUCCUUUGACGUGAUCUAUGAGGAAAAAAGAAAAGAGUAGCAGCCAGAGUCGUGAUUUUAACCUUUUAGGUCAUCAUGGUUGUCAGUGCACGUUAGAAGCGGUUGCCUAACCGUCUUGGAAGAAUUUGUUUACAAAGAAUGACCUAAGGUUUUUUUUUUUUUUUUUCCUUGCGUUCUUUCGGGAAUAGACGUGAGAAGCCCGCUGGUACUGAGGGCUGAGAUUCCGGGUGUGUCUGUGUAAAGGGGUCUGAGCUAAGACCCUGUGCGCACACCUGUUGCGCCCAAGCCCACCUUAGGAGUGCUGAAAUGGCUCUCUUUACGUUCCUGUUUGUGCAGGUGCCUAGGAAAAAAAAGGGGGUGUGUGUAAGAGAGAGAGAGAGGAAGAGAGGACCCUCGCAGCAUUUGUGCUCCCAUAGUUUCUCAGCAAACUCUCCUCCUGCGGGGCUGGGGUCUUUAGAUGGCAAACGCGCGUCCGCGAGUUGGCGCCUCUGGCGGCGCUUUGCGCGCCGUCCCGCCCGGAGGCUGAGGUCCACAUACCCGCCUAGCUCGGGCCGGGGUCCGCAGGGACCCAGUUCAGCCUCUCCCAGUCUCCCCGGGAGCUAUUGCAGGCCGCGUCGGAGAAACGCGCCUCUGUUCAAGCUGGAAGCGAAUCUGGGGACGUGUUUGAAGCACGGUCAAGUUUGACUCAUCGCCUUCCAAGGACAGUUAGUGCCUUCCAUCUUCAUUAACGUGAAUAAAGACCUUGGCUGACUUCUGUCCAGAUCGAAUUUUUAAAGGCAUUGUUUGCUGGGAGAGCUCAUGUCUACCUCCUCCCCGCCAGCCUUUUUGCACAGGCCGAAGCCGGAGCGCAGCCAGGAGAAGCCGAGAAGAGCUCUCUGCCCCGGGAACCGUAGUUUGUUAGCGUUUCCAGCCGGCCUGCUGGAGGAAGGCUGUCCCAAGCCGGGGUGUGCGGGGGAGCGGCCCUUUCUGAAGCUCCCCCUCAGAGCUCGGUAAUAAAACACAUCUCUCUAUUUUAUUGCAUUUCCUAGAAGCUUGCAGGCUUGCAAGAGCUGUGCUGGCAGGAAACGUGAUAGAAAUGAAAGUCGGGACAAAAUGUCCCCGAAUACCUCGGUUACCCAAAGCAGUUUGCCGAGGCCUUGGCGUUAUCAAAAAUCGCUUUUAUCUAGUCUCUUCCACCUCCUUUUCCCCUAGGCAAACAGCUCUGAGAGACCGCCCCCCGCCAGCCCGCCCCGGCAGAACUAAAGCUAUGUCGCGGUUUAACGCCACGCGCAGCGGCCGGACCCCAGUGGCUGGACCCAAGCUGCUCUUUCCUUAAGACGCGGCUCGCUGGGCGAGGGAGCGUCGGGGCCAGGAGCCGCGGUGCGAGUUUCACUGCGGAAGCUCCAGCCUUAUUAAAAUUCCUGGUUCCCGUCCCUGAACAGUGCUUUGCACUUUCAAAUCCCCCUUUGCAUUUUCCAGCGAGUUAUUGGAGUUAUUAGAUUACCAAUAAUCCAACGGCCGGCCUGGAAAGGAAGGAGGGGUGGGGGUGACGGGGGAAGGAGACCGAGCCUCUUGCCAAACUAGGUCAACGGGAAGGAGAGGCGGGGCUGGAAGGGGGCUGUGGGUUUCAAGCCUGGAAGGAGGGCUCUCUCUAGUGUCAGGCAGCGGUAAAAGCACCAGCCGCCGUGCGCUGCCUGAACCACGCCAUUGCCGACUUACAAUAAGGGCACUGACAAUUCUGGCUUCCCAGAUUCUCACCCUCUCCCCUCCCGUAUUAAAUUCCACCUUCUCCUUCACUUUUUGGCUACCAGGAAAAAGAGUUCUGAAUGAGAAAGCCAGAGGAGAGGAUUAUUUGAGGGACCAACCUCGACCCCGCCUUCGCGCAGAGAGGGAGAGCGGCGCGAUAUGACGCGAACCGCUUGUUUGAACAGGAGACUGUUACCCUGGGAGGCUGUCUUAGGCGACCCCAGUCCGCCCCCACCCCUCAGGACCCCUGAAAAUGCCUUUCAGAGCCAGCUACCGGGAACAGUUAGGAGAUGGCACCCAGGGAUAUUUCCUGGCGCUUCCAGGAAGGGCACCGAAUAGCGAGGCAACUUAGGCGCGCGCCAAUGAGCGCGCUCCGGUCGGCGCCCUAGCCUCUGGCCGGUCCUAUCUGUGUCUCCAAGGUCUGGGGGGAAACUGGAUUCCGAAAUCUGGAAGUCUGGUCACAAGUUCGGCCUGGCAGUUGGUAUUCUAGACUCUGAGCGGAAACCAAGCGGAGUUGGAUUGUCCUCCUUUGCCAACGUGGCGGAAGGGUUUUUCGGUUUAGUUUUCCUCCAAGCAUAUUGGGGCGCGCUGGAUGGAGACCCUCAGCUCUAAGGGAUUCUAAGUCUUUAACCUCGACGUCUCGCCCUAGCAUUUUAAGAAAUGGGGGAGGGGAGGGCAGCGAAGACGGGAGCAAGCAAAAGAAGAAAAAGAGAUGCACUGCGCAACUGGGCAACUUGAACCUCGGAUUGGACCAGUACUCUGGCGUCUUGACCCAGGCUUUGCUACUCGUCUAAAUUUCCUCUUUUACAAACUGUGAGGGAGGGGUCGGAAGGAGUGAACUCGGAGACUCCUGGAAGCGGCUUGGCAGAGGGAUUUAGGGGAAAGUGUGCCGUGUUCCCCGGCGCCACCCCCACCGCGGCGGGUGAAUCCCCCAGCGGUCCGCGCCGAGCAGGCGGCGAUCCUGGCGGCCGUCGGGGGCCGGCAGCUUCCUGGAAAGUUACUUCUGGUUGGAGCCGACGAUGGGCAGAGCGUGUUCUGUGAAAUCCUCAGAGUUGAGAUCGACUACGUUCCGGGAAUGAGAGGGCUGUGCCAUUCCCUUCACUGCCCCCUGCCUUGACGGCGUAACAGGAAAAAAAAAAAAAAAAUCAGACACACAAUGCUAGCUACAGAAGUGCACCAAAACUUUUAUUUGAAUGUAACUAAAUUAAGGGCCACUUCAGACACAGCAUCGCACCUCCUUCGCGCCUGUGGGGGCUUCCAGGCGGAUGGGAAGCCGUGGCCGGGGGUCCCACGGGGGUGGGCGGUCCCUGGAAGACAGGUAUGGUGUCGGGGAAGUUGCGGGGGGGGGGGGACGAGCCCUCACAGGUUGACCUCGGCGUGCAGAGCUCAGGUGUGAAUGAGAGAAGGGGGCCGCCUGGUGCCAACCCCGGGAGCAGGAAGGACAUGAGGGCGUCUUUGGAAGGCUUCGCGCUGCAUCUGAAGCAUGCCGACUUCUCAUUGCCGCCUGUCCCUCUCCUUUCCCCUUUAUUCUGACUUCUCUUUUUGCUGUUUAUCCGAGCGCGCGCGCGUGUGUGUGUGUGUGUGUGAUCCAAUGGAAAGCUCCUUUGGAGGACCUGCCUUCUCCAGUGUCAGAUUGAAUAUAUAUUAGGGAAGCCCCAAAAGAGGCGAUGAGGGUGAGGUGCAGGAGACAAAAUUUCAACUCCCUCUGGGACGCUGCCACCUCACAGGGCUUGGAGUAGGGGCUAGGGCUUCGCCUGGAGCCUUUGUCAGUUUUUUGGCUGGCAGGCUUGCCUUCCUGGCGCUGUUUUUGUGGGGUGAUUUUUUCUUGGAGGGGUAUGGAAUUGGUGGUAUGGCUGUGACUAAUGAAAUGGGAUUAGUGUGGGACCUUGCUUGGAGAUUGGCUUUGGGAUCUUGCUUGGAGAUUGGCUUGAAGACCUUGGCUCAGGCUGAUCUCUGGGAACCCCAGUUUCCUCAGCAGUAAGGAAGGGUUGUUGUAAGGAUAAGGUUACAAGGACAGGGUAUGAACGGACUGAGCGGUCUGGGUGAAGGGAGAGGACUUGCUCACGUGCAAGAGGCACUCACCUUAACCAGAGUUCAAGAGGGUGAAUUUCAUAUGGACACGGGUCUCCGUGUAUGCAGAUCUGUUUUUGUGCGACCGGGGGUGAGAGGCUGAAGGUUAAAAGCCCCGGUCCAGAGAGUGGACACAAGGGAAUUUUUGUAUUUGUUUCAGUCGGCAUCUGGGAUGAGUCAUUGCCACUUGUCACGGUGAAAUGGCAAAUCUGGGCUUCCUGUGGUUCCAGCAGUCUGUGACUGGAAAUCCACAAGUGAACGGGUGGUUGAAGCUGUUUUGGGGGCAGGCAGGGUGCUCCAGAGUGUUUGCUGAGCUCUUCCGAAGGGGAAGAGGAGAUUGUUUACAAAUAAACCACACAUGUGUCCUCAGCAUUCUUUUUUCCAAAGAGGAUCAUCCUGGAACUUUGCUUAGGAUUAAGUUUGUCUUUCUCUACCCGUCUAUGCAGCUGGAAUGGGGAGAGGAGGAUCUUGGUUCUUUCUGCCUUUUUUUUUUUUUUUUUUUAGCACUCUCUCCCCAAUCUCCCUUUUCUGCAUUUCCCCUCUCAAUCUCCCAUCACUCAAGGAUACAUGUUAACCUUGAAGCUGAGGCAAUGGGGUGAUAGGCGCUUGGAGCCACGGAGAAAUGUCUGCGUUUGGUUAGAUUCAGGGAGACCUCGCUUUUUAGUGUUUGGUAACAGGCAGCACCCUAGAAGGGGGCAAGGUUUUAAGCAAAAUUCUGGACUGUGAAGCAAGGCACUGGGCGAAGACAAAAUGGCCUCACCGGCUGACAGCUGUAUCCAGUUCACUCGCCAUGCCAGUGACGUACUUCUCAACCUGAAUCGCCUGCGGAGCCGUGACAUCUUGACUGAUGUCGUCAUCGUGGUGAGCCGGGAGCAGUUCAGAGCUCACAAGACAGUCCUCAUGGCCUGCAGUGGCCUGUUCUACAGCAUCUUCACCGAUCAGUUGAAAUGUAACCUCAGUGUGAUCAACUUGGAUCCUGAGAUCAACCCUGAGGGCUUCUGCAUCCUCUUGGACUUCAUGUACACAUCUCGGCUCAACCUGCGGGAAGGCAACAUCAUGGCUGUAAUGGCCACGGCUAUGUACCUGCAGAUGGAGCAUGUUGUGGACACUUGCCGGAAAUUUAUCAAGGCCAGUGAAGCAGAAAUGGUACCUGCCCUCAAGCCUCCUCGUGACGAGUUUCUCAACAGCCGUAUGCUCAUGCCACAAGACCUCAUGGCCUACCGGGGCCGGGAGGUGGUGGAGAACAACCUGCCGCUGAGGAACGCCCCUGGCUGUGAGAGCCGAGGCUUUGCUCCCAGUCUCUACGGCAGCCUGUCCACACCCCCAGCCUCCUAUCCCAUGUACAGCCACCUGCCUGUCAGUAGCUUUCUCUUCUCUGAUGAGGAGCUCCGGGAUGCUCGGAUGCCCAUGGCCAACCCCUUUCCUAAGGAGCGGACGCUCCCCUGCGACAGUGCCAGGCCCAUGCCUGCAGAGUACAGCCGGCCGGCCUUGGAGGUGUCUCCUGGCAUGUGCCACAACAGCAUCUACUCACCCAAGGAGGCAGUGCCAGAGGAGGCCCGGAGUGACAUGCACUACAGCGUGGCUGAGGGACCCAAGCCGGCUGCUCCCUCGGCCCGGAAUGUCCCCUACUUCCCCUGUGACAAAGCUGGCAAAGAAGAAGAGAGGCCCUCCUCAGAGGAUGAGAUUGCACUGCACUUCGAGCCCCCUAAUGCUCCUUUGAACCGGAAAGGACUUGUCAGUCCACAGAGCCCCCAGAAAUCUGACUGCCAGCCCAACUCGCCCACAGAGUCCUGCAGCAGCAAGAAUGCCUGCAUCCUGCAGGCCUCGGGCUCCCCUCCAGCCAAGAGCCCCACUGACCCCAAAGCCUGCAACUGGAAGAAAUACAAGUUCAUUGUACUCAAUAACCUCAACCAGAAUGCCAAGCCAGAGGGGCCAGAGCAGGCUGAGCUGGGCCGCAUGUCUCCGAGAGCCUACACGGCCCCAGCUGCCUGCCAGGCUCCCAUGGAACCUGAAAACAUUGACCUUCAGUCACCGACCAAGCUCAGUGCCGCUGGGGAGGACUCCACCAUACCACAAGCCAGCCGGCUCAACACCAUCGUGAACAGGUCUCUGACUGGCUCGCCCCGUAGCAGCAGUGAGAGCCACUCGCCUCUCUACAUGCACCCCCCCAAGUGCACCUCCUGUGGCUCUCAGUCCCCGCAGCACACGGAGAUGUGCCUCCAUUCAGCUGGCCCCACCUUCCCCGAGGAGAUGGGCGAGACCCACUCUGAGUACUCUGACUCCAGCUGUGAGAACGGGACCUUCUUCUGCAAUGAGUGUGACUGCCGCUUCUCUGAGGAGGCUUCCCUCAAGCGGCACACACUGCAAACCCACAGCGACAAACCCUACAAGUGUGACCGCUGCCAGGCUUCCUUUCGUUACAAGGGCAACCUCGCCAGCCACAAGACCGUCCACACAGGUGAGAAACCCUAUCGUUGCAACAUCUGCGGAGCUCAGUUCAACCGGCCGGCCAACCUGAAAACCCAUACUCGAAUUCACUCUGGGGAGAAGCCAUACAAAUGCGAAACUUGCGGAGCCCGAUUUGUGCAGGUGGCCCACCUGCGUGCCCAUGUGCUUAUCCACACUGGUGAGAAGCCCUACCCCUGUGAAAUUUGUGGCACCCGCUUCCGGCACCUUCAGACUCUGAAGAGCCACCUGCGAAUCCAUACAGGAGAGAAACCCUACCAUUGCGAGAAGUGUAACCUGCAUUUCCGUCACAAAAGCCAGCUGCGACUUCAUUUGCGCCAGAAGCACGGCGCCAUCACCAACACCAAGGUACAAUACCGCGUGUCGGCCACCGAGCUGCCUCCGGAGCUGCCCAAAGCCUGCUAAAGCAUGGAGUGCCGCGCUUCCGUCUCCAGCCCCUGCGCAGAACCUGCCCAAAGGAUACUGUAACACUUCCCGCGAUGUCACCCCAUGACGUAGUGCCUCUUUUCAUCCACUAGCGCAAAUCAUAGCUGCGGGUGGGGGUGGGGGGCGGGGCCAGGGGCCGGGAGCCAGGCGGCUCCCCAACCCCACUGCCAUACCACAUUAAGACAAUAAUAUUGCUUCUGCUCCCAUGUGUAAGGCAAGCCACGUCAGCACAGAGCAAACUCAUUUUCUAGAGCAGAGCGGGGGGAGUAUGCGAAGUUCUGACUUGACUUGGUCUAUAAAAUGAGGAAUGUGUAUGUUUUGUGGGAACAGAUGUUUCUUUUGUAUGGAAAUGUGCAUUCUUUUCAAAGACAAGACUUCAGUAUGUUAUCAGAGAGGGCUUUAAUUUUUUUAACCAAAGGUGAAGGAAUAUAUGGCAGAGUUGUAAAUAUAUAAAUAUAUAUAUAAUAAAUAUAUAUAAACCUAAAAAAGAUAUAUUAAAAAUAUAAAACUGCGUUAAAGGCUCGAUUUUGUAUCUGCAGGCAGACACGGAUCUGAGAAUCUUUAUUGAGAAAGAGCACUUAAGAGACUAUUUUAAGUAUUGCAUCUGUAUAAGUAAGAAAAUAUUUUGUCUAAAAUGCCUCAGUGUAUUUGUAUUUUUUUGCAAGUGAAGGUUUACAAUUUACAAAGUGUGUAUUAAAAAAAAACAUAAAAAAAGCUGCAGAAGGAAAACUGUGUAAUUUUGUUCUAGUUUUCGGUUUGUAUAUACCUGUACCACAUGUCCUCCUGGUGCCUUUUUUCACAGAAGUUUUUCAGUGAUGGGCGAGUGUGCACUAUCCCUUUUGGAAGUGUAGGCAGACACAGGGACUUGAAGUUGUCACUAACAAAACUCUCUUUGGGAAUGUUUGUCUCAUCCCAUUCUGCGUCAUGCUUGUGUUAUAACUACUCCGGAGACAGGGUUUGGCUGUGUCUAAACUGCAUUACUGCGUUGUAAAAUAGAGCUGUACAAAUAUAAGAAUAAAAUGCAGAAAAGUCAA